Pieris macdunnoughi is the source of this 389-nucleotide messenger RNA. NCBI's taxonomy places the organism in Eukaryota, Metazoa, Arthropoda, Insecta, Lepidoptera, Pieridae. The record is from the annotation of a GenBank genome assembly.
AAGAUAUGACCGUGACUGAAUUGCGACACUAUGAUGGUAAUCAACCUGAUGGUCGCGUUUUAGUAGCGGUAAAUGGUUGGAUUUUUGAUGUGACAAGAGGGCGUCGCUUUUACGGUCCUGGUGGUCCAUAUGCGGCCUUUGGUGGGAAAGAUGCUACUCGAGGUCUAGCAACGUUUUCUGUAACAUCAUCAGACAAGGAAUAUGAUGACUUAAGUGAUCUUAAUUCAAUGGAAAUGGACUCAAUCAAAGAGUGGGAAGCGCAGUUCAGGGAAAACUAUGACCUGGUUGGUAAACUUUUGAAGCCUGGAGAAGAACCAACAAACUACUCUGAUGAAGAGACUGAGGAGACUGAGCCAGUCAACAAUCCAGAGGAUAAAAAAGCACAAUAA